Messenger RNA from Peromyscus leucopus (white-footed mouse), 2192 nucleotides. RefSeq names its product selenoprotein V (gene Selenov). Gene Ontology annotation, cellular component: cytosol. The record is from RefSeq and is a predicted model, not a curated record. The transcript is spliced from 6 exons. Lineage: Eukaryota; Metazoa; Chordata; Mammalia; Rodentia; Cricetidae. Gene Ontology annotation, biological process: response to selenium ion.
AAUUUAAGUUAGAAAAGCUGGCUAGAAACAAGCCAAGCCAAGGCUGGGCCUUCAUAGGUAAGAAUAAGUCCCUGUGUAUUUAUCUGGGAGCUCGGGGCAGGUCCCCAAAGAGUAAAAAAAGCUUUCCCUUUUUAUCUCACCAACUCAGGUUCCACAAGCAUUUAUUGAUCCAGGUCUUGUUCUAGGAGCUGGGGAUACAGCAUGAGACAGGUUCUCCCUUCGACAGCUUUCGGGGACCCUUUUCAGAGUGGUGAAACCACAGGACCCGGGCACCCACGGUUUGGUCUGGUGUGAGAACCGUGGCGGCUCCUGGUUCUGUGUAAAUUACACUGUUUGUGUGGGUUGUCGCUAUUUUUCUCCGGAUCUGGUAGCUGUACCUUAUUCUCCGAGGUCCUCUCUUAUCCUGCAGACCCGUGCCUUCUCUCGGGGAUCAUAAGGUGUUCUUGCCUGCUCUGGCGGCUUUAGGCUGUCACUCUCUGAUCCGGGGUGUGGCCUCCUCCCAAUGGCAGGAAGCAGGGCAGGCAGAGAUGCUGCGUGCCGGGAACCCCCAGCGCAAAGGGAACACUAAAUUAUCGCAGCCCUCUGAGCGCGGGGGUGUCAGCGGUGGGGGUGGGAAGCUCCCAGCAGGGUCUGCUUCCUGUGUUGGGGAUGGGGAGGGGGCCGGGGCGGGGUCUAUCGGACAGAUCUGGGGGCAGCACCGCCUCCUAGGCCUAGAGCCGCGGUGUAAUCUGACUGGAACCCCGUGUGUAACAGUGCCUGUUUGUGGUGGCUUCCGUUUUAGAACCCUGGGGAGCGAAUUCUAUCCCUGCCCAAGGAGCAGGGCAAGACAGGACGCUCAGUCUGGGGUACCCGGGUCUCACUUGGUCACCAUGAGUAAUCAGGCGCGGACCCCCGCUCCCUCCCCGGCCCAGCCAAACACUCCAUCCCCGACACCAGCUCCCAUCCGAACCACGACCCCCGUCAGAACAGUCCCGGCUCACAACCCGACUCCGGUCCGAACUUCCACCCGGGGCCCGGUCUCGACCCCGGCCCACAACCAGACUCCGGCCCAAACCUCCACCCCGGUCCGGGCUCCUGCCCAGGUCCCGACCUCUCCUGCAGUCCGGUCCCCAACCCCAGCCCCAGCUCCAGCCCCACCCCCAGCCCCAGCUCCGCCCCCAACCCCAGCCCGGACCCCAGCACCGGUGCGGACUCCAGCACCAGUCCGGGCCCCAGCACCAGUGCGGACUCCAGCACCAGUCCGGGCCCCAGCACCAGUGCGGACCCCAGCACCAGUCCGGGCCCCAGCACUAGUGCGGACCCCAGCACCAGUCCGGCCCCCGAAACUAGCCCGAGUCUUUCCCGCGAUCCCUCCGGCGGAGUCCUUGCCGAGCUCGGCCUCACCCGGGGCUCAGCCCUCUUCUUCCAGGCGUGCUAGCUCUGUCUCAAAGGAUCCCAUGCUCGCUCAAAAGCAGGAACCUUCGACCCACAGACUAGCGGAGGCCAUCCAGGGUCCCCUUCCGGUGCUCACUGCCGCGGCCUCAAAGACACUGGCCUCCGUCCGGGACUCCACCACUCAGUUAGACUCCUUGGCUUCCAAUGCCGUGGCCUCCAGUGCACUGGGCCCCCCUCCGGACGCCAUCCCUGUACUGGAGUUCUUCGCCACCCAGCUAAGGGAGGCCCCUGCUCUGGGUCAGCUCCCCCCACUUUCCCCAUCACCCAGCUUCGUCUGCACCAAGGAGGUCGCCUCGACCAGCGAGAACGUCCCACCGGCCAACAGAACUUUGAUUCGUGUGAUAUACUGUGGCCUCUGAAGCUAUGGCCUUCGGUACAUCCUUCUGAGAAAGACCCUGGAGCAUCAAUUUCCAAACCUUCUGGAGUUUGAGGAGGAAAAGGCUUCCCAAGCAUCAGGAGAGUUUGAAGUGUUUGUGAACGGGAAGCUGGUUCAUUCCAAGAAGAAAGGUGAUGGGUUUGUGGAUGAGUCCAGUCUGAAGAAACUGAUGGGUGUUAUCGAUGAGGAGACCAAGAAAAGGUAGCAGCAGUAGUGGAGCUGGAGAUGAGUGAGGAGAGGAGCGCAAGGCCAGGAGCCGGUGUGAACGUAAGAACCUCAGCAGAAUGAAGAGAAGAGCUGAAAUACUGCCAAACCAGGCCCUUUUCUGAUGGUGGCUGGGGCUCCGGUGGGGUUGGGGAAAGUAAAGAAAGUGUAACCUGUU